This is a messenger RNA of Heteronotia binoei (common prickly gecko), 1326 nucleotides long. It is a transcript of the gene PAX2, whose product is annotated as paired box 2. The transcript is spliced from 9 exons. Gene Ontology annotation, biological process: regulation of transcription by RNA polymerase II; anatomical structure development. The annotation marks the transcript as partial. Gene Ontology annotation, molecular function: RNA polymerase II cis-regulatory region sequence-specific DNA binding; DNA-binding transcription factor activity, RNA polymerase II-specific. Lineage: Eukaryota; Metazoa; Chordata; Lepidosauria; Squamata; Gekkonidae. The record is from RefSeq and is a predicted model, not a curated record.
UGGGUGCGGCGUGCUGCGUGGCUGGCUCGGUGUGCGUUGUGUUCUCUCUCCCCAGCAGGGCACGGGGGCGUCAACCAGCUCGGGGGGGUGUUUGUGAACGGCCGGCCGCUCCCGGACGUGGUGAGGCAAAGGAUCGUGGAGCUGGCCCACCAGGGGGUGCGACCCUGCGACAUCUCCCGCCAGCUGCGGGUCAGCCACGGCUGCGUCAGCAAGAUCCUGGGCAGGUACUACGAGACCGGAAGCAUCAAGCCCGGGGUGAUCGGCGGCUCCAAGCCCAAGGUGGCCACCCCCAAAGUCGUGGAUAAAAUUGCCGAAUACAAGAGGCAAAACCCCACCAUGUUCGCCUGGGAGAUCCGCGACCGGCUACUGGCCGAGGGCAUCUGCGACAACGACACGGUCCCCAGCGUCUCCUCCAUCAACCGGAUCAUCCGAACCAAAGUUCAGCAGCCCUUCCACCCAACCCCAGAUGGGAGCGGAACCGGAGUCUCGGCGGCACCCGGACACACUAUAGUUCCCAGUACAGCAUCCCCUCCUGUCUCGAGCGCCUCCAAUGAUCCAGUGGGUUCCUACUCCAUUAACGGGAUUCUGGGGAUUCCUCGGUCGAAUGGUGAGAAGAGGAAACGUGAUGAAGAAGUAUCUGAGGGCUCCGUCCCCAAUGGCGAUUCCCAGAGUAGUGUGGAUAGUUUGCGGAAACACCUUCGCGCUGACACCUUCACGCAACAGCAGCUGGAAGCUUUAGAUCGAGUCUUCGAGCGUCCUUCUUACCCUGAUGUUUUCCAGACCUCGGAACACAUCAAAUCUGAGCAGGGCAAUGAGUACUCCCUCCCGGCUCUCACCCCUGGUCUUGAUGAAGUCAAGUCGAGUUUAUCCACCUCUGCUAAUCCAGACCUGGGGAGCAACGUGUCAGGACCCCAGACCUACCCCGUAGUGACUGGUCGCGACAUGGCCAGCACGACCCUGCCUGGCUACCCACCCCACGUCCCGCCGACUGGACAGGGCAGCUACCCAACCUCCACUCUGGCCGGAAUGGUGCCUGGGAGUGAAUUCUCAGGAAAUCCAUACAGCCACCCUCAGUACACGACUUACAACGAGGCCUGGCGGUUCAGCAACCCUGCGCUACUAAGUUCCCCUUAUUAUUAUAGUGCCACAUCCCGGGGCUCCGCACCUCCCACUGCUGCCGCUGCCUAUGACCGCCACUAGUUACCACGGAAACCACAUGAAACUGCAGGGGGACAGCCUAGGCCUCCAUAUUGUACCUGUCUGAUGGACAUUCCUCCACCACUGAGAAGGACAAAGAGCACCUCUCCAUCUCCCUCACCUGCUCCC